Molecule: messenger RNA, 576 nt
Organism: Orbicella faveolata
Lineage: Eukaryota; Metazoa; Cnidaria; Anthozoa; Scleractinia; Merulinidae
Source: RefSeq, a predicted model, not a curated record
CCCUGAGUGAAGAUGGCUCGAUUUCUGUGUGGAAUCGGUAUUUUUCUUCUUGCUGUUUCUACAUCAAUGCUAUUAGUAAAUGCUGAAGAGGAGAAGAUUUUGUCCGACAAGGAUUUAGAGAUCAAAAAUGAUGAACCAGUUCUAGAAGACCAGGAACUAUUAGAUGAUCUUUUAGCCGAGGCCGAAAACGGACCCAGCGAAGACAAUGCAGUUGAAAAUUCCCCCGAUGAACGGAUCGAAGACAGUUCUGACGAAGCAGAUCUCUCACUAGAGGAUGACAAAGGAACAAGCGAAGACAAAGUUGAAAGUUCCCCAGAAGAAAGCGAAGACAGUGCUGACGAAGAUGACCUCUCAUUCGAGGAUAACGAAGGUUACAGCGAGGACGAAGACAUUGAAAGUUCCCCAGAGGAAAGCGAAGAGAACGCUGGCGAGGAAGACCUCUCGUUUGAAGAUAACGAAGGUAUGAAAUUCCGUGAAAAAUUUACCUCGACAUUCAUUUAAUUAAUUUCACAAGGGAUUGUAUUAAAUUAGAAAAUCAGUUUACCAUGUAACCGCACGCAGUACUGGUCCUUGACA